UGUGCUGUGUCACACAAAUCCAUGUUGUUACUCUGUGCGGCUGACCGGUCUGGAGACAUUCACCAUUGCACCUAUUCAGAAAAGACUUUUUGGCCAGAGAUGGCUUCUGUCAAUCCAAGUCUGCUGCUACUGGCUCUUCUGGUCUGUGGUCUUCACUGCAUACACAGUGGUCAGGUGCUGGUCAUCCCAGGAGAGUACAGCCACUGGCAGAACAUGCGGGUCAUCGUGGAGGAGCUCGUGGAGCGCAACCACAGUGUGACCGUUUUGGUUAACACCGCCUCCCCGACAGUGAAUCUCACACGCCAGGAGCGCUUCCGCUUUCACCUUUUCAAUGUCCCCCUGCAGAAGGAAAACAUGACCGCGCUCUGGGACGACUUUGUGGACCUCUGGAAAUACCAGAUGAAUGGGACAGGCUGGCAGGUGCUUUCCAAGACGUCGGACUUGAUGGCGUCCUUCAAUUCGUAUAUCUCCGUUAUCUGCAAAGCCCUGGUAGGAAACAAGACUCUCGUGGAGGACCUGAGACGGUCCAGGUACGAGGUGAUCCUAACUGACCCCUUCACCCCCUGUGGGGACCUCAUGGCCGACGCACUGGACGUGCCGUUCAUAAUAACAAUGAGAAUUACGUUCGGCUUCAUCUAUGAGAGAAUGUGUGGGCAGAUGCCCACCCUGCCAUCUUUUGUACCCUGCACCCCCAUCUUGGCCACAGAUCAGAUGAAUUUCAGGGAGAGGCUGGUUAAUUUCGGGAGCUACUUUAUGCAUUCUGCCAUGUUUUUUCUUCAUACAUCAAAGUACCUAAGCAGUGUCUACAGUGAGAUCAAAGGGAAACCAACAAGCGUGUGUGAGAUGGUGGGUAAAGCUGACCUAUGGUUCAUCCGCUCCCACUGGGUCUGGGAGUACCCAAGACCCUUCCCUCCAAACUUCAUCUUUAUUGGAGGUCAUCACUGCAAACCUGCUAAACCACUUCCUCUUGACUUGGAGGAGUUUGUGCAGAGCUCGGGUGAUGAUGGCAUUGUCGUGUUCACAUUUGGAUCAAUGUUCAAGAACCUCACAGAGGAGAGGAGAAACAUGUUUGUGUCGGCUCUUGGACAGAUCCCUCAGAAGGUGGUUUGGGGGUUUGGUGGCGAGAGACCUCGGACUCUUCCUGCCAACAUUAGAAUCUACAACUGGAUCCCUCAGAAGGAUUUGCUAGGACAUCCAAAAACCAAAGCCUUCAUAUCCCACGGAGGUUCCAAUGGACUAUAUGAAGCCAUCUACCAUGGGGUCCCACUUCUGGGUGUCCCUCUGUUUGCUGACCAACCCGACAACAUCUUCAUCCUGGAAAAGAAAGGCGCUGCCAUCAUGCUAGAUUUCUACAACAUGAACUCAGACGACCUGGUGAAGGGCCUGCGUGCUGUGAUAAACGACCCAUCGUACAAGGAGAACAUGAUGAGGCUGUCACGCCUUCAUCAUGAUCAACCAAUGAAACCUCUGGACCGGGCAGUAUUCUGGACCGAGUUUGUGAUGCGCAACAAAGGAGCCAAGCACCUGCGAGUGCAGGCCCACAACCUCAGCUGGGUCCAGUACUACUGCCUGGACGUGGUGCUCUUCCUGUUCUCUGUGGCAGGGCUGUUUGGCUGGCUGACCUUUAAGUCAUGCAGACUGUGUAUCCGUGCGUGCUGCCAGAAAAGUCACAGGAAGAGGAAAGCUGAGUGACAGUACCCGCUAGGGCUUCCCAGAGUAUUCAACAGAAAUCACAAGGAAAACAGGUAGUGGCUCAGUAUUGCACGCGUCUUUGUAUACAUGAGUAGAUGAAGUUUACAGAUUUUUUGACCUCAGUGCUAAAUACUGUUGUAUUACAGACCAACAAUUGUAUAGUAUUACAUGUGGAGUGGCAGCAUCCUAAUACAUUAUAAUUACCACAAAAUGGUUAAGGUAGAAGUUAAGCACAUCAGUGGAUUAUGUGAUGUUAAGCCUUAUGAGGGCACAAUCAAAUUCUGUACUACAUGCAUGUAGAUAGGUACAGACCAGCUGCUGAAACGCAUCAGAAGAAUGCAUGACAAAUGACAAAAGACCAUGAUGCUGAAGGACGAAAUGUUUGUUUUGUAGUCUUGUUUUUGUUUGUUGUUGAUAAACAGUUGCAAGUUGGAUUUAUCAACAGAUUCUAAAGGAAAAGGCAAUAAACCUGAGAUACGAAAACAACAAAUGAAA
Messenger RNA from Alosa sapidissima (American shad), 2187 nucleotides. RefSeq names its product UDP-glucuronosyltransferase 2C1-like. Bases 22 to 1692 code for a protein of 556 amino acids. The transcript has 7 exons. NCBI's taxonomy places the organism in Eukaryota, Metazoa, Chordata, Actinopteri, Clupeiformes, Clupeidae. Gene Ontology annotation, molecular function: UDP-glycosyltransferase activity. The record is from RefSeq and is a predicted model, not a curated record.